This is a messenger RNA of Owenia fusiformis, 1119 nucleotides long. Lineage: Eukaryota; Metazoa; Annelida; Polychaeta; Sabellida; Oweniidae. The record is from the annotation of a GenBank genome assembly.
GUCCAAAGUCAUGCAGUAAUCGCAUAUUACAUGCACUUAAGUAUGUAAAUCAAAGAUACCCGAUCUGAAUUUUGAUUUGGGUGCCGAUGCCGAGUGAAUACCUGAACUAACACACUGGUUUACUUAGAAUAUAUUUCUUAUGCAAUGACUCCCUAAGGAUAACAUGGACAGUACGCAGAUGUAACAACUCAGUUGAGUUACUUGGAAAACACAACCUUUUUCAAGGAUAAGUUCGAUUAAAUUCGUUUUGACUUUUCGAAAUUGUUCUAAUUUUUCGAGGUCACAAUGGGACUCAAACUUAUAUUUAUUGUCUUAGCUUUACAAAUCUGCCUCUUUGCUGUGGUAAGAGCACAAACAGCUGCCGAUAAAGGAAAAGUCAUGGUACAACUACCAGGAAUCUCUAAGGAAAUGUUUGAAUCAACAGUCCAUACGAACUUUAAGACAGCUAUCUCACGAUAUGUCAGUCAAUACUGCAAACCAAAUCCAUCCAAUUGUAGGGGAUCCGAGAAGCAUAUAAGGCCCGAUGAUGUCAUGAUAAUCCAGGCAUUUGAAGACGAGAGUGGUAGGACAUUGAACGUUGAGUUUUACAUAAAGGACAUUCAUGAUGAAGCAAAUCCUGCACUUACAACGCAUCAGUUAGAACGAUGUCUCGAAAAUAAUUUGGGCAAAAUUCGUGACAACUAUGGAUUACAUAUGAUAUUGCUAGCGACAACAGCUAAUCAGGCACUAACCCCCGGUGCCAUUGCUGGUAUUAGUGUAUGCUCGGUUCUUGUAGUGAUCUUCAUCAUACUUGCUGUAUGUCUGGUCAGGAGGGAUACGAUUAGGAAAAGGAAAGAACUCGAGCUCUUAGCUGAAGACCCGUUAGAAAAAGAUGGCAAUCGACUCUCAAGAAUAUAUGACAAUGUUGAGAUACCGGCCACCAACGCUGAAUCUCAUGUAUACUUAGAGCUCCAGAACGAAGGCGGUCAGAAUGGGACUGAUGGCAAAAUUAAAAGGAAGCCGAGCGAUCCAUAUGCCUUGGUUGCUGCUGUGGAGAAGCAAUAUGAAAACACAGACGUCGCAAUAGAAUCAUUGCCAAGUGCGAAUACAGCUAACCCAGCUAACAAUUUUACGUUGUGA